Messenger RNA from Amaranthus tricolor (Joseph's coat), 630 nucleotides. Its product is annotated as mitotic-spindle organizing protein 1B-like. Lineage: Eukaryota; Viridiplantae; Streptophyta; Magnoliopsida; Caryophyllales; Amaranthaceae. Gene Ontology annotation, biological process: mitotic spindle assembly; microtubule nucleation by interphase microtubule organizing center; gamma-tubulin complex localization. Bases 252 to 473 code for a protein of 73 amino acids. The record is from RefSeq and is a predicted model, not a curated record. Gene Ontology annotation, cellular component: interphase microtubule organizing center; centrosome; gamma-tubulin ring complex. The transcript is spliced from 2 exons.
UAAACACAUAAAAGGCAGAGAACUAAUGAGAAAUCACAUUCAUGUUUUACCGACAUUCACCAUUUGAAGCCAAACCACCUACACUCCCCCGUCUAGCGUCUUUAGUCUGCUUUCCCCUCACCGUCCAGGCGCCCGCCGGAGAUCCAAGCUGCCUCAGGCGACACCCGUCUGCCAUUACUCGAUAAGUGGACAGUAUUCUAUAAUCUCUUCUAGUGAACCACAAAAUCAGCUCGGCUGCAGGAAAUAGCAGAAUGGAUCCAGAAGCUGCACGCACUGCACGAGAGUCUUUGGAACUGACAUUUCAGAUGUCCAACAUACUCGAGACAGGAUUAGAUCGUCAUACUCUGUCUGUUCUUGUUGCACUAUGUGACCUUGGUAUGAACCCUGAAUCGCUCGCUGCUGUUGUAAAGGAGCUCAGAAGAGAGCCCUCACCGCCUUCAACCGUUACAGCAAAUGCACCUACUCAUUCCUGAACUUAUUUACGAGCUAUGUUUCAUUUUCUCUCCUGUUUCUUUUGUGCAGUUUGUAAUUCUUUAUUCCAUGUUAGAAUUGUUUGAAUGUAUCAACUUGAUUGUGUGUUCCAUAAUCAGUUGUUUUGUCAAUGUUUACCGAUUUUCAUGUUUAUAUUUC